UUUGUUUUUGUUGGACCGUGGAUGGUACCGUGUUCUGUGCUGGUACACUGUGGUCGCCGUGGUCGCAUGGUGCUCGCAAAUGCUUCUUGCGCAAGUUCGUUGUCGCGUGUAGGUGUUCUGUGGAAGCCCUUGUCAAUUUGUGACCGCCGUCUGCGCUCUCGUUUCGCGUUUCCGCUGUCAGGAGCACGAAGCAGGCGCUAUGAGAUGCGUCGCCGUUGGUUGUAAAACAGGAAGAAAAGGAGGUUUGCGCAUCCAUUCAUUCCCGCGGGAUCCCAAGCGCAGGCUGGAAUGGGCUGUGAAAGUGAACAUUGCAGAGAACGGCAAACUUUGGGUGCCACCGAAGGACAACUGCUACGGUGUGUGCGAGGCACACUUCGAAGAGGACCAGUAUGAGCCCAGACGCACGGACCGCAAACUCAAGCCAUUUGCUGUGCCCACUCUCUUCAGCCACCGGAAAGUUCCGAAACAGCGCCGAAGGCUUGUACGGGGUGGUCCCACAAGCAGCAUUACGAAUGUUACUACUGCUGUUGAUGCCGUUGCUAAGGCGGAUACGGUCAUCUCCUCAGCCACAAGUGUUGCAACCGUCUCUACAGUCAUGACACCUGUGGUUUCGUCAUCAGUGGCCAAAAGUCAGCCAGCCCAUCUGCAACCAGUCACAGCCACCAACAAUGCCAGCCGAGCCAACCAGGCACAGCCCACGCAAGUCACUCCAUCAGCAGCGGCAACAUUGGCGAAAGCACCCGUGAAUACUGGUCCAGCCUUCACUGUGACCACUUCGGGUGGCAACAUCAUCCUUGUUCCUACCACUGCACAAGCCGAUCACCGUUACAUUGUCGGCAAUUCUCCCGUUGUUCCACCUGUUGUGGUGCCUACAGUGGUGCCCAACACCAGUGCUCCGAAUACUAACCCAGUGCUGCCUUCAGUAAGCUGCCUUCCCAAUACUGGCCCCAUCAUUCUGGUGCCUGUGAGCAAACCCAGCGGGGUUCCUGCGCCCAGUAAGGGGACGAGCCCGAGUACUCAAAUGCCAGUCAUCUUAUCGGUUCAGUCACUUGCACCUAACACAAUGCCUGCUGUCAGCAAGCCAUCGGAUUUGACACCCAUCUUGCCUAGGCCUCCAAGCUAUGAAAAGCUACAGGAGGAGGCAACAGCGUUGUGGCAUCAGUCUGAUGAACUGCGACGCAAGGUAGUCGACUUGUCUCAACAGACAGCGCGUGUCAAGGCAUCACUGGCCCGCCAGACAGAGCGGCUGAGCCGCUUCCUCCAUAUGGACCAAAUUGAGUACCUGCAGAAGCUCGGCAAUGACCAGCCCACAGCGUGGACUGAACCCACACUGCAGUUGGCACUCGAUAUCUACCGUUGCUCACCCGAGGCCUACCGCAGGCUGCUAGUCGCCCAAUAUCCAUUUCCAAAGGAGACAGCUCUGAGGACGUUCUGCAUUGAGAACGGGAUCUGUGAAGGCGUGCCCGCUGAGUUGAUGCAAAUGGUCACGUUGCCUCAAGUGGAUGAAGAGGAGGAAGAUGAAAAUGUGAACAUUGUUUGGUUGUGAAUUAGCCACAGACUCAUGACUAGUUAGCGACCGCCUUGGUGGCAAGCUCAAUAAUCAUAGUUCAUCAUGAAUGGUUUAACUGCCAAAAAAAAAAUGCUCAAAUCAUGUUUCUGUGCCCAGUUGCAUUUCAUAUUUGCAAGGCUGAGGGGAAGAAGAGAGGGGGGUUCAGGAAAGUGUUAUUUUAUUAAAUUGAAUGUUGAAAUCGACAAGCACCAAGGCCCAUUCUGCAGCAUUGUAAUUGAUUGUUGCAGCAUGCAAAUUAACGAACAUGAGGUUGUUCAGCAAUUUACCCCUGUGGAGUUCAUGUAUAUAUAUAUAUGAGUGAAUGAAGGUCUUUUAUUUAUGGCUUA
This is a messenger RNA of Dermacentor andersoni, 1896 nucleotides long. RefSeq lists its product as uncharacterized. The record is from RefSeq and is a predicted model, not a curated record. NCBI's taxonomy places the organism in Eukaryota, Metazoa, Arthropoda, Arachnida, Ixodida, Ixodidae. Gene Ontology annotation, molecular function: sequence-specific DNA binding.